Misgurnus anguillicaudatus (oriental weatherfish) is the source of this 1925-nucleotide messenger RNA. RefSeq names its product leucine aminopeptidase 3 (gene lap3). Gene Ontology annotation, biological process: proteolysis. Lineage: Eukaryota; Metazoa; Chordata; Actinopteri; Cypriniformes; Cobitidae. Gene Ontology annotation, molecular function: metalloaminopeptidase activity; manganese ion binding. Gene Ontology annotation, cellular component: cytoplasm. The record is from RefSeq and is a predicted model, not a curated record.
CAAACAAAAUAUGUCGCCGUUUGUUGACGUCAUACAUGCGACAGCACAUGAAAUCCUUGCUAGAUGUCAUGUGAGAAUUGUCCAUUGAUUCACGUUUAAGUCUGUUUUUGAAUUUUAUUGACGAUGCUGGUGCCGUUCAGAACAGUGUUGCUUUCUGCAAUAAGAAAACACAAUUGUCGGCUGUUUUCGCACAAUAACACCACCUCCAGUGCUAAGAAAGGUUUAGUUUUAGGCGUGUAUGAGAAAAAGUCAGACAGCGAUGGGAUACAUUUCACAGAGGCUGCGGCUGCGUUUGACAGAUCACUCGCAGGAAAGCUAUCAGAACUGCUCUCAAUAUCUGGACCUCCUCUGAAGAAAGGCAAGAGCAGGAUCUUCUAUGGUUUGCAUCAGGACUUUCCCAGUGUAGUUGUCGUGGGACUUGGUAAGAGUGAUGCAGGUGUGUGUGGGAAAGAAAACUGGGAUAGCUGCAAGGAAAACAUCCGUGCAGCUGUGUCAGUGGGCUGCAGACAGCUCCAGGAUCUGGAGGUAGUUCAUGUUGAGGUGGAUCCAUGUGGAGAUGGGCAGUCAGCAGCAGAGGGUGCCGUGCUUGGUCUUUUUGAGUACGAUGAGCUCAAAACCAAGAAGAAGAUUUGUGUCACGACUCAACCACAUGGGAGUGUGGAUUCUGCAGCAUGGCAGAAAGGUGUUCUGUAUGGGGAGGGGCAAAACCUGGCCAGGCGAUUGAUGGAAGCGCCAGCCAAUUACGUCACGCCUACAGUGUUUGCAGACACGAUAGAACAGAAGCUGUCAGGCUUUGCAGAUAGAGUGACUGUCUACAAGAGACCUCAGUCUUGGAUUGAGAGUGAGCAAAUGGGGGCUUUUCUCAGUGUGUCCAAAGGCUCAGAUGAGCCCCCAGUCUUUUUGGAGCUGAAUUACAAAGGUGCUUCAGACUCUGCACAACCUCCUCUUGUUUUGGUGGGGAAAGGAAUCACCUUCGACAGUGGUGGAAUCUCUCUGAAGCCAUCAUCAGGCAUGGAUGCCAUGAGGGCAGAUAUGGGUGGAGCCGCUACUGUGUGUUCUGCAAUCGUCACUGCAGCCGCUCUGAAACUCCCAGUCAAUAUCAUUGGUUUGGCACCGCUCUGUGAAAACAUGCCUAGUGGAAAGGCAAACAAACCGGGUGAUGUUGUACGUGCCAAAAAUGGCAAAACCAUUCAGGUUGACAACACUGAUGCGGAGGGCAGAUUGAUUCUGGCUGAUGCCUUGUGUUAUGCACAUAAUUUCAGCCCUAGAGCAAUAAUCAAUGCAGCUACACUUACAGGUGCCAUGGAUGUGGCCUUGGGCUCUGCCGCCACAGGAGUGUUCACUAAUUCUGAUUGGCUGUGGAAGCGAUUACAUAAGGCCAGUAUUGUUACGGGUGACAGGGUGUGGAGGAUGCCACUGUUUCAGCACUACACCAAACAAAUAACAGAAAGCGCAUUGGCAGAUCUGAACAACAUUGGAAAAUACAGCCGAUCAGGAGGUGCGUGUACCGCUGCAGCCUUCCUAAGAGAGUUUGUGACAGCCGAUUGUUGGGCUCAUCUUGACAUCGCUGGGGUCAUGAGCAAUAAGGAUGAAGUUCCCUACCUGCGAAAAGGAAUGUCCGGAAGACCUACACGUACUUUGGUGGAGUUUGCUGCUUCAUUGGCCUCUGAACAUUAAUGUGAACUUUUUGUUACUUUUGACCUGGAUGCAUUAGAAACGUAGUGCUAGAAUGUCAUGGAUAUCAGUGCACAGAAUGACGGUUCCGAUUAUUAUAUUAUAUUAUAAUAAUAUUAUUAUAUAUUAUAUUAUAAAGGUGAUUGUUAAUGUGUUUAGGCACAAAUACAUAUUUAAUUCACUGUCGAACCUUCUUAAUGGUUUAAUGAUGUCAUCAUUAGUGUGAAAUAAAGAGAGACGAGUUUGAAGUA